AUGUUAUCAUCGAAACUACGUGAACGAUCUUUAUGUCUUAUAAAUUUCGAUAAUCUUGAUUCAACAUUUCAACCAUGGCUAACAAUUUCAGAUGCUAAAUUUCAUCCUGAUGUUUGUACACUUUAUUGUCAAUCUAAUAUAAAUCCUAUUCAAUCAAUUCAAACAAAUUAUUUACCACCAUUUAUAUCCUAUUUAUGGCCAUUAAUAUAUCAUGGUGCUAAUGUUUGGGCUGUUGAUCAUCCAACAACACGAGAAAUAACAAGAGUAAAAUUUGUUUUAAAAUAUGAUUUAUUAAUAUGGAAUAUUUUCUAUCGUUCAACAAAUAUUAAUUCAUCAUUAAAUUCAAAUAUUGUUUAUCCAAAAGUAUUAAUUCUUGCACCCGAUUGGUUUACUUGUGAAAAUACAUAUAAACAUUUAUCUAAUGUUAAUACAGAUAUAUUAAAAAAAAUAAUAAUAUGUUGUAUUUAUGAAGGACGAAAUAUUGAAAAUGAAUUAUAUAAAAAAUUUUUAACACAAGGUUGUGAUCUUUUAAUAGCUACACCAACUAUUGUUAAUGAUUUAAUACAAAAACGUUAUAUACAUUUUGAACGACUUGAAAUGAUUGUUUAUGAUCAAUUUGAUCUUCUUCUUCAAACAAUUGAAUCAAUAAAUGAAAUAUUAAAUCUUAUUGAAUUACAUAAAAAUAAAAUUACAUCUAUUCAACAUUUUUUUCUAUCUCGUAUUGUAAAUCAACAAACAAAAAAUUUUAUUUAUGAACAUUUUUCAUCAAAUAAAAAUUAUUAUUAUCUUUCAUCAUCUAUGAUGGAAACACAUACAUAUAAAAAUUUUUUUGUCUAUUGUGAACCAUGUCGAAAUUGGACUGAUCGUAAAUAUAUUAUUAAAGAAACAUUAGAUUUAGCAAUACAUUGUCAAAAAAAAAUUGUUAUGUGUGCACAUCAAAUACGUCGUUUAGCAACAAUGCAAAGUAUACUUAAUGAUUUAUCAAUACAAUCAAUAUUAAUACAUUCACAAUUAACUAAUGAUGAAAUUCAACAAUAUAUAUAUGAAUGGCAAACAAUAAAUGAUCGUUUAUUAAUAUUAUUAAUUCAAGAUGAUAUAUUAAAUGAUAUUACAAUUGAUAAUACAGAUAUAAUUAUACAUCUUGAUAUUCAACGUUUUAUAUGGUAUCAAUUAUAUAAUCAACGUAUGAAAUUAAUACAUAAACAUUUAUUAAAUAAUAAUAUUAAUAUAAAUAAUAAAAUUAAAAAAAUUGAAUUAACAUCAAUAAAAUUAAUUGAAAAAUUUUAUCAAUUAAAUACAUUAAUAAAUAUACCAUUAAUUGUUAUAUUAUGGCCAGGUGAUUGUGCACAAGUAACAUAUGAUUUAAUUGAUUAUAUAAAUAAUUCAAAUAAUUAUUUACAUCCAUUAAUUGAACGUUUAGCUAAAAAUAAUUGUUAUGAAUCAUUACAAGCUAAAAUUAAUGUUGAAUUAUGUCCAACAUUAAAAAUGUUUGGACAAUGUUUAAAUGAAAAAAUUUUAAAACGUUGUCCAUAUAGACAUCAUUUUCAUUAUGAUGUUGAUUAUAUUGAACAACAAGAUAAAAAAAAUGAAAAUUUUUUAACUGAUUCAUAUGAAUUAUGUUUACCUAAUAAAGGUGAAAUUGAAUUACGUAUAACACAUGUUAGUGAUGGUAAUCGUUUAUGGGCAAAUAUAUUACGUACAAGAAAUGAUAUUAAUCAAACAUUAAUUAAAAUAUUUGAUUAUGAUUUAUUUUAUAAACAAAUUGAAAAUGGUUUUAAUUAUGUUAAAAAUCAACCAUUAAGUGAAAUAACACCCGGUGAAAUUUAUUUUUAUAUUGAUAAUUAUAAUAAAAUACAUCGAGUUUAUGUCUAUGAACAAGAACAUACUUAUUUUGAUAUAAGAAGAGCUGAUUCAAUUUUAAAUAGAUUAUUAAAAGUAUCAAAUACUAUAAUAAAUAAAGAAAAUAUACAAGAUACAAAUAAAUCAAUAUCAACUAUUAAUGAAAAAAAUUCAUCUCUUACAACAGUCGAUCAUCCUACAUUAGUUGUUUUCAGUCUUGAUACUGGUAUAACAUUUACAUUAAAAUCUAAUGAAUAUCUCUAUCCUAUUGAACCAUCAUCAUUAAAACAAUAUCCACCAUUAGCAACUGAAAUAAUCUUAUGUAAUAUAUGUCCAUUAGAUAAAAUAACAAUGACAUUUACACCAUUUACAAUUGAAACUGUUCGUUCAUUAACAUUAAAUGAAAUAUUUAUGGGACGAAUUAAAUUAGCAACACGUUCAUGUUUUUGGAUUGAUCCACUUGUUAAACCAGUUCGUUUAGCUGCACUUAAACGUGUUGCAUAUGAUAAACCAAUACGUAAACAAUUGAUUUUAUCUAAACUUGUUCAAUCAAAUGAUAAUCAUAUGAAUUUACUUGAACGUAUGGCUAUGACAGCUAAACUUAGUGAAUUAACAAUAUCUAAUCAAGAAAAAGAAGAAGAAAUCAAUGAACAAUCAAAAUUCUUAAUAAAAUCUAAUGAACAAAAUAUAAUUAAAGAAGAGAUCAAUAAACAAUCAAAAUCAAUAAUAAAAUCUAAUGAACAAGAUAUAAUUAAAGAAGAGAUCAAUAAACAAUCAAAAUCAAUAAUAAAAUCUAAUGAGCAAGAUAUAAUUAAAGAAGAAAUCAAUGAACAAUCAAAAUCAAUAAUAAAAUUUAAUGAACAAGAUAUAAUCAAAGAAGAAAUUAUUGAAGAUUUUUUACCUGUAUUUAAACCAUUUUGUAAUCGUAGUGGACAACUUAUUAUUAAUCCUGUUGGUCGAUCAAAACAAUUUUUUAUAAAACAUAAUCAAGAAUUACAAAAUUUUGAUUUUGUUAAAAGAAUUUCUUCAGAAAUUAAUGAUGUACAAUCAACUAUAGAAAACAAUAAUACUAUUGAUCGAUAUAUUCCACUUGGUCGUGGACAUAAAAUACAUACAGAAUCAUCAUCAUCUUUAGUAAAAAAUAUUCUUCUUUCACCACCACCAUCAAUAUCAAAUACUGGUGAUUUUCAACAUUCCGAUGAAUAUUCACCAUUUCAAACAUUAGUAAAUAUUCAACAGUCAUCAAUUGAUUCAAAUGUAACAACACCAUCAGAAGUUGAACCAAGUAAAAUGAUACAAUGUGAAACAAAAACUGAACAAAUUGAAGAACAAGAAGAAGAUGAAAUAUUUGAGGAUACUACUGAUACAAUUCCUAAUCCAGAAUCAUCAAUACCAACAACAACAACAACUAUUAAAUCAUUAGAAUUAGAACAAGAAACAAUUGAUGAUAAUGAUCAAAUGAUGUUUAUCUUUGGACCAAAAUUAUUUUCUCAACUUCGUCAAAUCAAAGAUAUGGAAGAUGAACAACGUCGUCAAGCAGAUUUUCCUGUUCAACGUAAUCGUAAUCGUCAUAUGCGUAAUAAUAAUAAUAAUUUGAAAUCAAACAAUCAAGAUAAUAAUAAUAAUAAUGAUGAUAUAAACAAUGAAAUAAAUGAACAAAAAAUUCCUGUACCAAAUAUGAGUCGUUAUGAACCAUUUAUUGAUGAACGUGGUCCAUUAACACAAGAACAAAUUGAUUAUAAACAAACACAACGUAAAACACGUCUUUUUUGGGAACAAACAUCACGAGAUAUUUAUUUAACAAUUGGUUUUUAUAAUGUUGAUUCGACACAAACACGUGUCGAAUUUGAAAAAAAUUCAAUUUAUUGUCGAACAAAAAUUCGUACAUAUGAUCGUUUUGUACGAAUAUAUUUAGCUUAUGAUAUUAUACCAGAAAAAUGUUUAUUUCAAGUACGUCGUUCAAAUAUAUUAUUAACAAUACGUAAAGCUAAUGAAGGUUUUAUGUGGACAACAUUAACAAAUCGACCAAUUGAACCACGACCAGAUUUUUUUAUUAUUGAUUAUGGUUCAGAUGAUGAAUCUGAUACAGAAAAACGUCGUCGAACUGUUAAUCAACAAUGGGAACAAAUACGUGAUGAUAAACGUCAAUUAAAAUUAAAUGAUGAUAAUAAAUAUCUUAUUGAUGACAUUGAUGAUGAUGAUCAUCAACAACAACAACAACAACAACAAAACGAUAAAUUAAAUAAUAUUGAUGAUGAUAAUAAUAAUAAUCAACAAGAAUUAACUGAUACAUCAUCCGGUUGUCAUUCAACUGAUUCAGAUGAUUGUUAUUAUGAAGAUCAAGUACCAGCUAGUCAUAUACCACAAGGUUAUGAUGAAGCUGAUUAUGAUCAUCGUUUUUAUGGACAACAAAUACGUUCUUAA
Molecule: messenger RNA, 4263 nt
Organism: Rotaria sordida
Lineage: Eukaryota; Metazoa; Rotifera; Eurotatoria; Philodinida; Philodinidae
Source: the annotation of a GenBank genome assembly